UUUUAUUAACUUAUAUAAUAUUAGAGUGUCAGAGAGAACGUGAUAUGUAGCAGUUGAUAACUCGAUAACAAUGGCAAGUGAGUUGAUAUCUGUGCCCUACGCCCUAUCGACCACACAAAGAGUAGUAGUAGCAAAACAUAGGAACCACUUUGGACGCAAAACAGUUACUCAUGCCACUGCAAAAAUUCAUGUCAUCUGUGGUUAUUCCACCAAAGAGGAGGAUGCCCAGUUAAUUGGGAGGCGUUCAGCUAAUUACCAGCCCAAUCUAUGGACUUAUGAAUUUCUUCAUCAGUCUCACCACAAUCAUCACGUGGUUGAUAAAGUUGAAAAGAGAGCAAGAAAGUUAGAAGAGAAGGUGCGAUACAUGAUGAUGAAUAGUUCAGACAUGGAGCCACUGAACUUGCUUGAAUUCAUUGACGAUCUCUACCGGUUGGGCCUCUCUUACAAGUUCCAAAACCACAUCAACUCUGCUCUUUCCCGCAUUCAUUCUUCACAAUAUAUGCACCUUCACACACACAAAACUCUACAUGCUACUGCUAUCCUCUUCAGAAUUCUUAGACAACAUGCUUUUCACGUCUCUCAAGAUGUAUUUGAGAGUUUCACGGAUGAUGAGAAAAACUUUAAGCCUGAAAUUGGCAAUGAUGUGCAAGGAAUGUUAAGUUUGUACGAGGCAUCACACCUUAGCUUUGAGGGAGAAAAUUUAUGUGAGAAGGCAAAGACAUUUUCAGCAACAAGUUUGAUGAACAUAAUAUCAAAAGAUGAGACAGAGAAUAAAGUAAAAGAAAGCACUAGGAGUGUGUUGGAGGGUCUUCCGUACCACCAUAGUCCUUACAGAGUAGAGGCACGACGCUAUAUUGACACAUACCAUAAAAAGGAACCACAUAAUCAGUUGCUAUUAGAGCUUGCCAAGCUUGAUUUCAACAUGGUUCAGUCAUUAUAUCAACAAGAGCUUCAACAAAUGACAAGGUGGUGGAGGGACAUGGGGCUGGCUAGCAAGCUGAGCUUUGCCCGGGAUAGGUUAAUGGAAUCUUUCUUUUGGUCAUUGGGAAUAGUCUCACAUCCAAAUUUGUUUUAUUGUCGCAAAGAACUUACUAAAGUGGCAGCUUUAAUCACCGUCCUUGAUGAUGUUUAUGAUGUUUAUGGUACUUUGGAUGAACUGGAGCACUUCACGGAUGCUGUUGAGAGAUGGGAUGUAAAUGCUAUUAAUAAUCUUCCAGACUACAUGAUAUUGUGCUUCCUAGCGCUUUACAACACUAUCAAUGAAAUGGCUUUUGAUAUCUUCAAAGAUUAUGCAGUCAAGUGUCUUCCCUAUCUCAAAAAAGCUUGGUGUGAUUUGUGCAAAUCGUUUCUGCAAGAAGCAAAAUGGUCCAACAACAAAGUUGUACCAAGAUUGAAGGAGUACUUAGAAAAUGGUUCAGUCUCAUGCUCAGGCGGGGUUUUUCUUACUCACUCCUUCUUCUUACUCAAUCAAGAAAUAACAGAGCCAGCAGUUCAUUCGUUAACUAACUACCACGAUCUCUUGCGCUCUUCAUCCACCGUUUUCAGGAUUAGCAACGAUUUGGCCACCUCAACGGAUGAGAUGGAGUGCGGUGAAACCGCGAAUUCAAUGACGUGCUACAUGAAUGAAACGGGUGACUCCGAAGAGGACGCACGAAGGUACUUGAGAAGUGUGAUUGAUGAAGCAUGGAAGAAUAUGAACAGAUGCCUAGUGAUGGAUUCUACAUUCGACAAAUCCUUCAUAGAAGUAGCCAUGAACCUUGCCCGUAUUGCCCAAUUCACAUACCAACAUGGAGAUGGACAUGGACGACCAGACAACAGAUCAAAGACCAGAAUAAAGUCCUUGCUUGUUGAUCCAAUUCCUGUGAAUGUGCCAACAUGAAAUAGAAGAGUGUUAGAGUUUGCAGAUUUUGUAAUUUGUAAUCAUUAAUUAGUUAUUAUUAAUAUUUUUAAUGGUGUGAGAUUAUAUUUAAUUGUGUAAAAUUAUUCACUUUUUUUUUGUUGGUUAA
This is a messenger RNA of Arachis stenosperma, 2006 nucleotides long. RefSeq names its product isoprene synthase, chloroplastic-like. The record is from RefSeq and is a predicted model, not a curated record. NCBI's taxonomy places the organism in Eukaryota, Viridiplantae, Streptophyta, Magnoliopsida, Fabales, Fabaceae. Gene Ontology annotation, biological process: diterpenoid biosynthetic process. Gene Ontology annotation, molecular function: magnesium ion binding; terpene synthase activity. The coding region runs from base 71 to 1879 and encodes 602 amino acids. The transcript has 7 exons.